CAGAUUGUCUGUCAUAGUUUUUUCCUUUUUCUUAAAACCUUCUAAUAUGGCYGUGGCGUUGCGAUUUGGUUCAAAUUUCUUAAAAAAUAACAUAAAUUAUGUGCAAAAUAUAUGCAAAAUCACAGAUAGCUAUGCAGCCCAAAUUCAAGCAAGCCGCAACUUUGGAACUGAGGUAACCGUCAAAGCUGCACCCCUAGCGGUGAAGAAACAGAAAGUUAGUCAAGCCAUGAAGGCAUACCUCGAACGUGCUCGCGAAAACGAUGAAUUUAUGAAAACCCAGAAGUUGGAGUAUCAAAUUGGUAAGAGGCAUUUGGCGAAUAUGAUGGGAGAAGACCCAGAAACGUUUACGCAAGAAGACAUCGAUAAUGCCAUCGAAUAUUUAUUCCCCUCUGGAUUGUUUGAUAAGCGAGCACGCCCUUUAAUGAAAAGCCCUGAAGAAGUAUUUCCAGCGCGUAAAGCAGCAGAGUUUGACGAAACAGGACGUCCCUUUCAUAGUAUGUUCUACACUGGACGACCAAAUUUCUUUAAAUUAUUAUACGAUAUUGUUGAAGAGAUGAAUAAUUUAUAUGAUCUUGAGGAACGCAUGUUGCGUCGCGGUACACGCGCAGACCCAAAUCAAAAAGUUGAUUUCACUGGAUUCCAAUGGUUAACUAAGGAUCAACUCGAAGCAAUUCUGGUAGAAAAGAUAAACGAUUUGGAAUAUACAAAUUUCACCAAUGCAAUGGAUCGCUUAGUGUCGCUUCCAUUUUCAUAUAAAAGUCGAGAUUUUAUCAAUAAAUUUGCCAAGCCAUUGUUGAAUCAAACCAAACAAUUGGAGAUACCAAAACCACAAUUCGAUGCUGAAGGUCGCCAAUUUGUUACGACAUAUGAAUGCUUACGUAAGACAGCACGCGGCGAUGUUACUGUUCGCCUACCAGGUACUGGAAAAAUUACAAUUAAUGGUCAAGACAUCACCUAUUUCGAAGAACUACAGUCCCGUGAACAGGUUCUUUUCCCGCUUAUUUUUGCYGAGAUGCUUGGAAAAGUUGACGUCGAGGCCAACGUGAAAGGCGGUGGGCCCUCUGGUCAGGCGGGUGCCAUUCGUUGGGGCAUAGCAAUGAGUUUGCGCAGCUUCGUGGAUCAAGAAAUGGUGGAGUCGAUGCGGCUGGCCGGUCUUUUGCAGCGUGACUAUCGCCGUCGUGAACGUAAGAAGUAUGGACAGGAAGGUGCGCGUCGUAAAUACACAUGGAAGAAGCGUUAAAAAYUUGUCUCCAGCCCAAAACAUUUUAAGUGUAUUUAUAUAUUAAAUAAAAUCUAUAUUUGAAAGCACAUUUGUAAGCAUCAUUAGUAMAAUAAAAAUUAAUUUGCUUACACACACAAAA
Molecule: messenger RNA, 1361 nt
Organism: Bactrocera latifrons
Lineage: Eukaryota; Metazoa; Arthropoda; Insecta; Diptera; Tephritidae
Gene: mRpS9
Product: 28S ribosomal protein S9, mitochondrial
Exons: 8
Coding region: 47-1240 (397 amino acids)
Biological process (GO): translation
Cellular component (GO): ribosome; mitochondrial small ribosomal subunit
Molecular function (GO): structural constituent of ribosome; RNA binding
Source: RefSeq, a predicted model, not a curated record